UUAUUUAUAUACAUUUAAUCUACAAUAAAUGAUUAUUUUUGUAAAAUAGACAGCAUGAUAAAUAAAUCAUCUUUUCCUGUAUGCAAUAAUCAACGGAAGUAUUGCAGUGUCCAAGUAAUGUUAGUAAUUGUACAUAUUGUACAUAUUAAAUUUUACGUCUGAAUGAAGCCAAUUAUGGAAACACCGACUGCAAAUUCGAUUAUGACAUGUCUAUAUUUUCACCUCGAGUGUGAUGAAAAUGCGCAUACACCGAAUAAGAAAGAAAUUGAAUAUAUGUAAAGUACAAAAUGUCUGAAUACCCAGAAAAUGUCGGUGAACAUGGAGAAGAGGAGAUAAAUCCUUUAGGGUUGUAUGAAGGUGAACGAAACGAACGCGGAGAUCGACAUGGUCUCGGAAGAGCGUUGCUUCCAAACGGUGAUAUGUACGAAGGACGAUAUUGCAAGGGAUUAAGACAUGGUCGAGGAUUGUAUGUAUUUAAAAAUGGAGCACGAUACGAUGGAGAAUGGAGACAAGGUGUGAAAUAUGGCCAAGGAACUUUUUGGUACCCUGACGGGACGCGAUACGAGGAAUACAUUAUUAUCUUCAAACAAUAUACACCUCAACCACCAUGUUAUCUCUAAAAUAUAUACAUUUAACAGGCGAAUGGAAACGGG
Messenger RNA from Megachile rotundata (alfalfa leafcutting bee), 653 nucleotides. Its product is annotated as radial spoke head 1 homolog. The record is from RefSeq and is a predicted model, not a curated record. Lineage: Eukaryota; Metazoa; Arthropoda; Insecta; Hymenoptera; Megachilidae.